This is a messenger RNA of Argiope bruennichi, 2969 nucleotides long. RefSeq names its product nose resistant to fluoxetine protein 6-like. The transcript is spliced from 15 exons. The coding region runs from base 293 to 2425 and encodes 710 amino acids. The record is from RefSeq and is a predicted model, not a curated record. Gene Ontology annotation, molecular function: acyltransferase activity, transferring groups other than amino-acyl groups. NCBI's taxonomy places the organism in Eukaryota, Metazoa, Arthropoda, Arachnida, Araneae, Araneidae.
CCGGCAAUGAAGUUUUAUAAACAGUCCUAGCGCAGAAGUAUGUCAAAGCAGUUCCGAUCGGCAAUAGUUCAUCCAACAAAAAGCAAACAGCCAUUGAGUUUUAGGUCAAAAAAAAUAUACAAGUUGCGCUUUGGAGAACGAAUAAAUUUUAAACUUUAAAUUUAAUAAAAAGAAAUGUUAUGUUCCUUUUAGAAGGUUUUUAAAAAGAAAUUCGAAUUUGGAGAACCAUACGUAACAUAGGGGGGGAAAAGAAGGGGUAAAAAACUACCGCAAGCUGUUUUGGCCAAUCAAAAUGCAUGAAAAUAAAAAAGCGGCAACUUUUUCCACACGCUGGUUUGUUUACAUUCUUGGCGUUUACCUGUUGAUCGGAGAAGCGGACGCUGUCCAAAGAGCGGUUGAUUUGAAAGAUCAUAGUUUGUUUGGAAAUCUGACUGCACCAUAUUUAUCAUUUUUAGACGAUUUAUUCUAUUACCUGGAUGGGGGAUCUGAAAAAAUUACAGAGGCUUGUCGAUCGGAUAUGAAAAAAUUGAUUGACUUAGCACUGAUUGGUGAUACAAAUGCUUUGAAAAUUUUUGAUGCAAGUGGGAAAGCUUCAAGUGGAAUUCUUGAAGGAGCUGUUAAUUUCAUUGGAAUUUAUUCAGAAUGUGUCAAAACUACAAUUCAAUCCAAAGAAACACUUAUACACUCAAAAUAUUGCUUGAUCAAUUUGAAUGCUUCAACUUCUUCUCAUCAAAAGGAAGUACCUCAAGCUUCAUGGCUGGUAUUGACCAAGAGUGGACAUCCAGCCACAAUUGGAGUAUGCAUUCCAUAUUCUUGUUCUACACAAGAUGUACAAUAUGCUACAAAUGCUAGUCUGCGUCAAAAUUUUCAAGAUGUUGAUGGCCAUGUAGCAGUAUGCCAUGCUGAUCAAACAGGAAUGUUUAAAGAUGCUGGAGCCAUUAUAACUUUCUGUAUCUUUUUGGUAUUUUUUGUGACUGCCAUCAUUGCCACUAUUUUUGAUUACAUACUUGAAAACAGAAAUAGUCCAGAAACUAUAAAAAUUCUUUCCAAUGAAAACAAUAAAAGUAUUUCAAUGGCUGAAUUAUGUGAAAAUGAAGAUCAGAAACCAAAAGGUCCAUCUCUAGGAUUGCGAUGCCUUCUGGCUUUUUCCUUUAAAACCAACAUGGGAAAAAUUUUCACAGUGGGUAAAGGAGAUGGUAUCAGAGCUAUUCAUGGACUGAAAUUCCUUAGUAUGGCCCUCAUUAUCUUCGGACACACAUUUUCCUUUGCUACAACAAACCUUUUCUUUGUGAAUCCUGGGUUUACGCAAGAAGCACCUAAAGAUUUCCUAACCCAGAUCUUGGCAAAUGGAACAUUUGCAGUGGAUACCUUCUAUUUGAUAAGUGGUGUUUUAGUUGCGUUUGUUACCUUGAAAGGAUUGGAAAAAACAAAUGGAAAAUUACCUCUUCUGUACUUUUAUUUCCAUAGAUAUUUCAGAUUAACACCCCUAUUUAUGGCUGUGAUUAUGUUUUGUGCCUACCUACUUCGGUAUGUGAGCUCUGGGCCAAAUUGGUUGCACUCUAUUGAAAUGUAUGAUUCUUGGUGUAGACAAAAUGGCUGGAUUAAUGCUCUAUAUUUGCACAAUUUCAUCAAAACAGAGAAUAUGUGCUUAAGUCAUACCUGGUAUUUAGCAACUGAUAUGCAAAUGUACUUGGUCACACCUUUGAUAUUAAUACCUUUGUAUAGGAGUGUUAAAUAUGGUUUUAUAUCUAUGGGUGCAUUCCUGUUUACUACUAUUAUUACAACUGCUGUAAUCACUGCUGUUAAUCAUUAUCCUGCAGUUCCCUACAUGAAUAACAUUUUGCCUUUAGAAGUGGUGAACGAGUAUUAUAAAAAUGUUUAUAUAAAAACUUAUUGUAGAAUGGGUCCUUAUAUAAUAGGAAUAGCAAUUGGAUAUUUAUUUUUGCAUAAGAAAGAACUCAUAUUAAAUAAGAAAACAGCAGCUGCUCUGUGGUGUGCCUCCAUAGGGCUUGGAUUAACUAUCAUUUAUCUAAUGUGGCCAGCCAAUCAAGGAAUCCUGCCCUCUGAUGCUGAAGCAGCAGCAUACAGUGCUUUAGCUCGAACUUUGUGGGGUGUAUCCACGGGAUGGAUAAUAAUAGCCUGUUAUUAUGGUUAUGGAGGUAUUGUCAACAGUAUUUUAACUUGGUCUCCGUUUGUACCUUUGAGUCGCUUAACCUACUGUGCCUAUCUCAUACAUCCUGUUAUUAUGAAUGUCUACUAUGGAUCUACUGAAACAGCUGUCAUGUUCACACCUGGUUUCACUAUUUAUACCUUCCUGGGAAACAUAUGCAUUACCUUCGUACUUUCUACAUUCCUGUCGAUGCUAUUUGAAUCUCCUUUUGUGAAUCUAGAGAAAGCAAUUCUGACGAGAGGAAAAGCCUCUUGAUUUGACAAUUUUCCUAAAUCACUUUAUAAACAUUGGAUUACAAAUAUUUACUUAAAUCAAGAACUUACCAUUAAACUCUUAUUUAAAAUAUAUUUUGCAUAAUAAAUUAGAACCAUUUUGUUGCAGCUUUGAUCAAUACAUAAAUAUUACAAUAAAUCCAGAGAAUUGAAUUCAGUAUAUUGUCAAAAAUUGGCAUUGUGAAAUAUGAAAAACUCUCUUCUGAGGGAAUAUGAAUGGUUCCUUUUAAUGCCGGCAUCUAAUCAUUUCUCCAAUCAUUGACAAAAAAACUCAUCUGAUUAUGUUUCAUCAGUGACAAAGGAAAUAAAUAUCUGCUGGUCACAUCAACAAAAGGAUGUAUAUUUCCUGCAGUGAAUUCAUUUUAUGAAGUACUAUUCUCCUACAGAGAAGAAAUAAAAAUGAAAGAAUGUUAUUGUGCAUUAUAUUAUAUUUAACAUUCCAAAAGAUAUUGGCAGAAAUUUUAUGUAAUCGUAUUUCAAAAUAUGUAAAAGCAAGUUCAUUUCAUUCUGUAUUAUAUAUAUUUCUG